Messenger RNA from Megalops cyprinoides (Indo-Pacific tarpon), 2067 nucleotides. RefSeq names its product family with sequence similarity 43 member B (gene fam43b). Lineage: Eukaryota; Metazoa; Chordata; Actinopteri; Elopiformes; Megalopidae. The transcript has a single exon. The coding region runs from base 123 to 1067 and encodes 314 amino acids. The record is from RefSeq and is a predicted model, not a curated record.
CUUUCUCUCCCUCUCUCUCUCUCCCUCUCCCUCUCCCUCUCUGUCUCUCUCACUCUUUCUCUCAGUAGAACUCAGAUCCUGAGCCAGCAGAGGGACUGCCCUCCCUCCAGCCUGUCCCAGCCAUGCUGCCCUGGCGGAGGAGCAAGUUUGUGCUCGUGGAGGAGGAGGCGAAGGGGAAGCCCAAGAGCCUCAGCGCGGGCCUCACCUACCACUCCAUCCUGUCCUCGCUGGUGCGCUCCUGCCCGGAUCUGCUGCCCGACUACCCCUUCGAGAGGCUGGGGAGUGUCUUCCGCACCAAGCGGCAGAAGGUGGAGCUCAACAAGGAGGAGCCCACCUACACCGUGCGCUACCUGGGAAACGCCGUCACCCUGACCGCCAAGGGCGAGGGCUGCACCGAGGAGGCCGUCGCCAAGAUCUGGAGCCGGAGCGACUACGGCGGCCAGAGCACCAAGAUGAAGCUGACCGUGGGGCCUCAGGGCAUCCGGAUGAGCCACGACAAGGGUUCCAAGAAGCCCGGCCACCUCUACGUGCUCCACCGCAUCACCUACUGCGCCGCCGACCCGCGCCGGCCCAAGAUCUUCGCCUGGGUCUACCGGCACCAGAUUAAGAACAAGGCGGUGGUGCUGCGCUGCCACGCCGUGCUGGUCACCAAGGCGGAGAAGGCCCGCGCGCUGGCCCGCAGCCUCUACCAGACCUCCACUUCCGCCUUCAAUGAGUUCAAGCGCCUCAAGAGGCAGAACGACUUCCGCCACUGCCAGCAGCAGCUGCUCGGGGGCGACAUGGUCCCCCUCAUGCCCCUGCGGAAGCUGCUCAACGGGCAGUGCCACUACCGGCCGCCCACGGACAAGCCGCGCAGCGCCUCCCGGCUCUGCUCCAUCGAGGAGGAGGACGAGGAGGAGGAGGAGGAGGAAGGGGAGAACCGUGCCGGGGCCCGGCCUGACAGCCGCCGCACUCAGCUGCCCCCCGAGAAGGACAUGGGGAAGAUAGUUAAUGGACUGGGCGCCUGCAGCAUCAGCAGUGGUGGCAGGUGCUCGGACAGACGCCUCACCGUCAGCAGACUCUUGUGAGGGGCACAUGGACGUCCUUCUGAGCCUGUAAACUGCCCCCCACCUCCACCCCCCACCCCCUAGCACAGCGACCUAUUCCAGGAUCUGUCCCUUUUUUUAAAUCAAGGACCCCGCAGUCUCUCCAAGGAACUGCCUAUCCACUUCUCUGGCACUUUCCCCACAAAGCGAAAACAAAGGAGACCCAGAAACAACUUUUCCCUUUUUUUUGUCCCUCUCAGCUCCAAUCUCUGCUGCACUGCCAGCACCAGUGUGUCCCGUCGAGCUGUUUCUAGAAGGGCUGGAAUGUUUGGACUGACAAUAGCACAACGUGGUGAGGGGGAGACGGUCACGGAAAUAAGCGGACUGUGGAGAGGAAAACAAUCUACUGACUCGAUGCACAUCCGUCCCCCCGUGCAAGAAGUACACAUUUCACACCGAACCAGAAUGUGAGACGUGCAUUUCACUUUCUUUCCUCGAUGUUAUUUGUAUCUUUUCAACACUGUGCUUGUUAUUUAUUGGCUGUCAGGAGUUUUUGACGGACUUGUAAUUCAUUUGUGAGUACGUUAAUUUGUGCAGAAGGCGCAUUUUUGCAAAUCAACUCAUCCUGUUCUUUUCCGCGUCUGAUUUAAUCUCUCUAAGUGGGCAAACGCUAACUGCGUGUACUCAGUUCUGAUGGGAACAAACAAUCUAAUACAUUUUUUUUUUCUGUAACCAGGGAACUGUUUCCACUAAUGAAUUAAGCCAUAAUUCAAGUAUCGAACGGUGGAGCUGACAUGUUUAUAGCAGCUAUUUGUUAGAGCCCUGCUUCUCUUAUGUGCAUGACAACUAGAGAUGCGAGUCCCAUUUCAAUGUCAGCUUUCCUUUUGUUUUAAUUUUUUUUAAAUGUACAACUAUUAAUAUCGGGAGUGUUUUAGCUCUACACUGUGACACCAGUGCACUUGCGGUGAAAAUAUUGAGACUGGUGAUUGGUUUGUGUUACAUCUUUACAGUGCCAUGCAAUAAAGUGAGAUGAAUUAAAGAA